GAGGAGGAGGAGACGGAGGAGGAGGAGACGGAGGAGGUGUGAUCCUGGGAUAUAAACACAGGCGAGACGGCUGAGAAGCCCCGAGUAAAACCAUCUCAGCCUCGUGACUGCCACGCCAUCUCGGCACCAGAGCGACAAUUUGUGACUCGCGUGGGCUGCUUCCAUUCGACCCCACCGCUCCCCCGCCCCACACCCACGAUGCCUGCGACCUCUGAACCCGCGUGGCUGUCGCGGUGCCGGGUGCUGGCCCUGGCGCUGUCCCUGGUGCUGGCGGUGGGGCCGACGGGCCGUCCAGGGGUGGACUCCUGCUCCUGUGCCUCCAGCAUGCACCCCCAGCAGGCGUUCUGCUCGGCAGAUGUGGUGCUCAGGGCCAGGAUCGUGGGUCGCAAGAUCGUGGUGGGACACUUCAACCUGACGUCCCACGGACACCCCUUCCAGAUGGUCCUGCACCGAGUCAAGCAGAUCAAGAUCUACAAGGGGAUGGAGCUCCUGGGCGAGGUGACGCAGCUCUACACCCCGACGAUGGACGGCCUCUGCGCACCCUCGCUGGACCUCAGCAAGACGCAGUACGUCAUCACAGGGAAAAUCCGCGACGGCCGGGUGUCCGUGUCGGGGUGCGACUACGUGCAGCCCUGGGAGGGCCUCACGCUGUCGCAGAAGAAGAGCCUCAGCUACCGCUACCGCAUGGGCUGCGACUGCAAGAUCCGCGAGUGCCGGUCGCUGCCGUGCGGAGAGGGCACCCCUGACGAGUGCGUGUGGACGGACCGAGUGGCGCGCGGGACCCACGCGGGCCACCAGGCCAAGCACUACGCCUGCGUCCGCCGCGGUGACGGCCCCUGCGGCUGGUACAAGGGGGGGCUCGCCCCGCCCAACGCCGAGCUCUGCGAGGGGGCCUCGCCCUAGCGCGGAGCUCCGCGAGCGGGCCUCGGCACCCGGCGCGGAGCUCCGCGAGGGGGGAGGGGGGGGGUGGCUUGACCUAGCGCGGAGAUCCGCGAACGGGCCUCACUCUAGCUUGCAGAUUGGUGAGGAGUGGUGGGGCCUCGCCCCCCCCCCCCCCGGCGCGGAGCUCCGCGAGGGGGGCCACGCCUCCUGCGCGGAGCUCCGCUGAGAGGAGACGUGUGAGAGAGUUUUAUGUACGAUGCAAUUGGGAUUCAUAUAGCGUGUAAUUACAGCCGCAUAUUAAGGUGCCACGUAGAAGCAGCGAGACAUGCACAUGGUGUAGACGUUAACAUACGCAGUAUAGAUAGAGAGUCAUUGCCAGGGUAGAAGGGGGAGGUCUUGAGCCUCGACUUACAAAGUGGGAACGGAGUCGGCGGGACACGGGGGGGUGGGCUGGGGGAAGGGAAUUCCGUAUUGCGGGGAGCAAGAGAGGAGAAGCCGAUCUUCUCUGACACCAGCCAUCAGCCUGGGACACGUGAUGCAUCCUGACAUUUUUCCUUAUGCAGGUGCGCAAAUCUCCCUACGGGAGUGCGCACGUGACAUCCCCUUGGAAUCACGCGCGGUAAGGCGGUGAAGCAUGUGACCUUUCGUGGGAACAGCUGUUGGGUCAGCGACUCAGGAGCUAAGUUAGACCACGUGACCCUGCAGGGGUGGCCGAGUGGCUCGACGAGACAGAUCCUGGGUUGCACGACAGUCAAACCGAUAUUAUUACUCUUCGGUUCUUUCGGUAAAGUAGACAGAAAAUGUUCUACCCACGUGACUUUACAGAAAGAACCAAAAUGUAUGGAUUCCUGCAGUCACGAAAGCUUCAAAUGAGGAUCGAUAUUGUUACGUUCAAUACCCAGUGGUAGUAGUAGGGCUUACGCGACCAAUAU
Molecule: messenger RNA, 1814 nt
Organism: Petromyzon marinus (sea lamprey)
Lineage: Eukaryota; Metazoa; Chordata; Hyperoartia; Petromyzontiformes; Petromyzontidae
Product: metalloproteinase inhibitor 3-like
Biological process (GO): negative regulation of membrane protein ectodomain proteolysis; negative regulation of endopeptidase activity
Cellular component (GO): extracellular matrix
Molecular function (GO): metalloendopeptidase inhibitor activity; protease binding
Source: RefSeq, a predicted model, not a curated record